AUGUACCAGCCCACUCCCCCCCCCCGUCUACUGGCCCACUCCCCCCCCCCGUCUACCGGCCCACUCCCCCCUCCCGUCUACCGGCCCACUCCCCCCUCCCCCCGUCUACCGGCCCACUCCCCCCUCCCCCCGUCUACCGGCCCACUCCCCCCUCCCCCCGUCUACCGGCCCACUCCCCCCUCCCCCCGUCUACCGGCCCACUCCCCCCGUCUACCGGCCCACUCCCCCCGUCUACCGGCCCACUCCCCCCGUCUACCGGCCCACUCCCCCCGUCUACCGGCCCACUCCCCCCGUCUACCGGCCCACUCCCCCCGUCUACCGGCCCACUCCCCCCGUCUACCGGCCCACUCCCCCCGUCUACCGGCCCACUCCCCCCGUCUACCGGCCCACUCCCCCCGUCUACCGGCCCACUCCCCCCGUCUACCGGCCCACUCCCCCCGUCUACCGGCCCACUCCCCCCGUCUACCGGCCCACUCCCCCCGUCUACCGGCCCACUCCCCCGUCUACCGGCCCACUCCCCCCGUCUACCGGCCCACUCCCCCCGUCUACCGGCCCACUCCCCCCGUCUACCGGCCCACUCCCCCCGUCUACCGGCCCACUCCCCCCGUCUACCGGCCCACUCCCCCCGUCUACCGGCCCACUCCCCCCGUCUACCGGCCCACUCCCCCCGUCUACCGGCCCACUCCCCCCGUCUACCGGCCCACUCCCCCCGUCUACCGGCCCACUCCCCCCGUCUACCGGCCCACUCCCCCCGUCUACCGGCCCACUCCCCCCGUCUACCGGCCCACUCCCCCCGUCUACCGGCCCACUCCCCCCGUCUACCGGCCCACUCCCCCCGUCUACCGGCCCACUCCCCCCGUCUACCGGCCCACUCCCCCCGUCUACCGGCCCACUCCCCCCGUCUACCGGCCCACUCCCCCCGUCUACCGGCCCACUCCCCCCGUCUACCGGCCCACUCCCCCCGUCUACCGGCCCACUCCCCCCGUCUACCGGCCCACUCCCCCCGUCUACCGGCCCACUCCCCCCGUCUACCGGCCCACUCCCCCCGUCUACCGGCCCACUCCCCCCGUCUACCGGCCCACUCCCCCCGUCUACCGGCCCACUCCCCCCGUCUACCGGCCCACUCCCCCCGUCUACCGGCCCACUCCCCCCGUCUACCGGCCCACUCCCCCCGUCUACCGGCCCACUCCCCCCGUCUACCGGCCCACUCCCCCCGUCUACCGGCCCACUCCCCCCGUCUACCGGCCCACUCCCCCCGUCUACCGGCCCACUCCCCCCGUCUACCGGCCCACUCCCCCCCGUCUACCGGUAAUGGCUCGGGCACAAGUCUCGCCAGAGGGGAUGAGCCGCCGCCGCCGCUUCUGCGCCCCCAUUGUCCGCGCCCAUUUUCCCUUCCUUUCGCGGCGACAGUCUACUGGCAGCCGCAGGGGCAGAAUUGCGUCGGUGGCACAGCUGGGCACGUGUGUUCUUAAAGCAAGUUCCGCAUCAGUGCUUGCCGAGUACCAAGUUCAGCCCUUCGCUGCGCUGCAGUCUGCGACAUUGCAACAAGGGCAGGCGGCAAGACUUACGCACUCCGUGGUAUCGCUGAAUGAAUCGUGA
Molecule: messenger RNA, 1599 nt
Organism: Schistocerca serialis cubense
Lineage: Eukaryota; Metazoa; Arthropoda; Insecta; Orthoptera; Acrididae
Product: DNA-directed RNA polymerase II subunit RPB1-like
Exons: 2
Coding region: 1-1599 (532 amino acids)
Source: RefSeq, a predicted model, not a curated record